AUGAAAUUUAUAAAGAAAAGCUUGAAAUACUAAAAACUUUAAUUGUAAUAUUUGAUAGGACAUUCAUAGGUAGCCUUAGAGUAAGAGAAUAGGCUAUUCUGGGCCUUAUGCGAAUUUAUAAGGAUGUUUUAGACGAUAGCAUUAGUGUUGUUAUAUCAGUAAAUAAUUCGAAUGUUGAGUACUGAUUAGAAAUUUGAUGAACCCUCCUACACUUAAGACAAGAUGGAAUUAAUAAGUAGAAUAUCAAUGCCAACAAUUUUAAUUCUAUAAUAUCUAUCAUUGGAGCAAAUAAUAUAUUUUCAGUUGAUUUUUUUGGCUUUACUCUUUUUAAUGUUGUUGAUUAAUGUAAUUGCUGUAAGAUUGGAAUACAUUCAUUUUAAAGAGAUUAAAUUUCAAAACAAAAAGCAGUUUUGUAAGACCGAUGGGAAUAAAUCCCUUAACUUGUUAAAUAGCACCUAUAAUGAUAAUGAUUUUAUAGAGCAUUUCUUACUAAAAUAGUUGAUGAUCACUGAUAAUGGUUCCCUUAUUGAAAUGUAUUUAUACAGAACUUCCUUACUAACCAAUUAUUUCACUCACAUCCUAUUUUUGCCUUAAAUAUAUUGGAUAGCAAUAAUAUUUUACAGAAUUUUCAAUUCCUCCAAUUACUAAGUUGUCUUAUUUGCUUUAAAUUUUACGCUUAAUUUGAUUCAAUUAUUGUUUUUAAUAAUUUUAGAAGCCUUGUCUUUGUAUAUGCAAUAAUCCUACAGAUUAAAAGACACUAAUUAUUUAAGACUAAGGGUUACAACAUCAUUUAAAAUUGGAUAGAUUUUAAGAAUUGUGCCCACAGUCUUAUACUUCAGUGUCUUGUAUCUAAUGGAUCAUGAAACGAUAUACGACAAUCUGUUAUUCUAAUAAAUAAUAAGUUGUUUUGUACUUUUGAAUCUCUUGUUCGAUUUAUAGGAUUAAUCAUAAAAUAUUCCAUUUGUUUAGCCAUAUAAAAUAUACGUCUUUCAUUUUGCCUUUUCACUUACCUUUGGGAUUACUUUUACAAAAUUAUUACAAUUUUCUAUAACUGACAUCAUAACAUUAACUUUAAUGAGUAUUCCAUGUACAUGUAAAAUGCUUAAUCAACUGACGGAUUAUAAUUUUAAGAAUAUCGUUAUGAAAACACUUCAUGCUGAAAAUAUGCCACUUAAGUAAAAGAUAUUAAAAAGAAGUUCUUAAACUAUCACAAAAUCUAUGGCUAUAAACGAUGAAGCUCAUUAAAUUGAAAGAUUGAUUUGGUUAUAGAAGUUAGAAUAGAUAAAUACAGUUAGGUUGACUAAUUAUAAAUAUUUCUUACAAUUUGUACGUUUAUACGAGUUGUUGGAUAUUUAGAAGUAACAGGCUUAUUCUCCUAAUAAUGUGUUUAAUGCAAACUAAUCUAAAUUUUUGAUGCAAUGUAUAAUUUUAGUUAAGACUCACAUUGAAUUAUGUAAUAAUCUCUAUUGCUUUUGCCGAGGGUUUAUGGGUGAAAAAAAACAGAGUUUAGAAUUGAAUCAUGACAAUAAAUAAAUGAGGAUAUUUUCAGAUUAUACUUGUUCAAACUUAUUUGUUUCAGUUGAUUUAAUUGAUAGAUAUAUUAGAUAUUACAUAAAACUAAUCUUGAAUAUUCAGAUUUAUGUUACACAACCCAAUUUAACUUACAUAACUCAAUUGAUUAGUUAUAUUGGCAAAUCAGAGGAGUGUUAUCAGACAUGGCUAUAAAUAAUGGAAGUGAAAUUGCAAUUGCAAGAAUAAAAGAAGCCAUUCGAUGGUAUUGUUAUUAAUUUGAUGACCAGUUAUUCAAAGUAUCUCACUCUACAAAGGACACAAUCUCAUUUGACUGAAAUAUAAAUAAGAAAGACUAUUUAAUAUGGAGAUUACAGGAGUACUGAGCAUUAAAGGACCCAUUUCUUUAAUAAAUUAAUGGAUUGUCUAUAAAUGAAAUAGAAUUAUUUAAUAAAACUAAGCAGCAAUAAGUUGAAUUACGAAGAAGUUUAAUAAUUGUAUAUUGAAUAAAAUAAAAUCCUUGAUAAAUUGUAAGGUGGUUUGUUGCAGUUCUAUAAUUAAUCUCAAUGUAGAACAUCAACAUUAUUAUUAAUGUUGUAUUACUUAGAGAUACGUUGUGAUUACUUUUCAUUUUACCAAUAUAAAAAUAGUCUUAGAUCCAAAGAAAUAAAGUUUUUCGAAAUUCCAAUACUAUCUCAUCAAUCUCAAAAUGUCAGUUAUCUAAAGAUUAAUCUCUCUAGAUUUUCAAAAUACAAAUGCAGAGGAGAAAUCUUAUCUCGCUCAGAUAAUUCAUAUAACUUUUUUGGAUAUUAAAACAUGGAUGAAUUCUGCAACUAAAUUUAGACUGUUCAUUAAUUGGUACCACCAUUAAUUUCAAAAGUACAUAACACAAUAAUGGAAUUGUUUUUGAUGAGUAGUAGACCAAAUGUACUGAGACAAGAACGUCAUUUGAUAGCUCAAAAAGCCAAUUAAGAGAUUGUAUUCAUUGAGAUGUUCAUUGAUGUCUGUUUUACGAUUACUGCUACAUAGUUCCCUGUUUAUUGUUUUAUGUAAGAACUUAAACCGAUAGGUAAAUUUGAGAAUGUGAGAGGCCAUAUAAUUGUUGAUGAUUAUGAAAUCAUCUAAGGUAUAAGUUCUUAUGCUUAUCAAUCACUUUUUCUCGAUUCAACACAGGAGAUUUGCAAUUAAGAAAUCUCUAAGUUUUAUAGUGAUUUCAAUGAAAAUAUUUAGAAGUUAAAUUUAAUGAUGGAUUCAAAAACAGUAAGAGAAAAGAAAAAAUCGUAAGUGAUGAAUAACCAAUAAAUUAAGAGAUAGAAGAAUAAUAUUAAGUCUGUUUAUAAUCAUUAUAAAUUGAAACUCGAAGAUUAAUUAUUUGUUAUUAAUUCAUAAGAUAAAUUUCUUAUAGAUUUAACAUUGACUUUAACUUAUGGAAUUAUCAAUACUAAAAUAUCAAAAUUCUACAUAAUCGAGUUUAACAAGGUGCACUAACUUGAACUUACAGAUAACAGUUUCAAUGAUCAUUCUAUCUAGCUUUAAGACAGCAUUCAGUAAUCUUCUAAAAAAACAGAUACACUUCCAAAUAUUUAAGAUAAUGAGAAAGCAAGUAAUGAAUCCUCUAUACGAAUGCAACAAUACUCUUUUCCUUAAAUUAAUGAGUAAUGCAUUACUGAAUCUUAGAAUCAGAUUUAAUAGUUGAAUUAAGUUCCAUUUUAGGAACGAAAGAGAUUGACUUUAAUAAAAACAGAAAGAAAAUCAAAAUUCUUUGCAAGUAAAGGUAAUGCUCGAAUUUCAAAUUCAGAUAACUAAAUAAACAAUGAAUAUUAUUCAAAUUAAGAUUAGGAUUAUCACUAAGCAUCGGCUUCAUCAUAAAAGCAAUAAUCAGAGGGGUCCAAAUAUCUCUUUAAAGGCGUUCAAUAUUAUGAAUUUUGUAACUCAAGCAAUGAGAAAAUAUUAUACAUUAUGCAUCUAAUAAAUGCUCUGAUUUUUGCAAUUAUCAUAACAUUUUUACUCAUGUAUUAACUAAGAUACAACUCAGAAAGUGAUACAAUGAUACCUACCUUUGAAAUCCUCAAAGCUUUUACAUCCACGAGUUAUGUAGAUAAUAUUUAAUUAUCUUUAAUGUCUUAAAGUCCAAAUGCCUCAAAAUCAGAUUAAUUUUAUUAACAUUUGAAUAGCUUGUUAGUUGAAAACUCAAUGAUUUUCGUAGAUCAAUAAAAGAAUUAUUUAUUGACUUCCUAAAUAUAGGAUGUCUUUAAAAAUUCAGACACCCAGGAAUUAAAUUAGAUGAAGAUUGAUGUUCUCUAUUUAACUUUGACAACAUUAUAUGAUUAAAUAGAUUUUGUGUAGAAUUAGGAUUUAAUACAGAUUGAAGAAGUGCCUACCUUUGUUAAUUUGAUGAAAGAAUUCCCAAUUCACAAAACCUUGUAUGAGGAGAUUAAUCUAUCAUUUCAGUAGUAAGUUUAAGAUUCGAUUAAUAACUUCAAUGAUUCUUAACGAAGUCUUAUCUUAGCUUUGGUAGUUUUGAGCUUUUUCAUUUCAGUGGUUUCUUUGAUUGCUUAUUAUAAUUAUUUUAAAUACCUGAAGAAGAUUACUAGAUGUAGUGAGCAGGUUUCAAUAGACUGCAUUGAUAGGGAAAUCAAUUUUUGUGCAAACAUCCUUAACAAUAAAUAAAAACUCAACAUUUAUGAGCUUAAGAUGGAUUUCUCGUAUCACUAGGAAAACUAAACGAUCCAUUCAAGUUACAGACCUUUGAACAAUAAUACCAGUUUGUAGAAAAUGAAAAGAUAUCUAAAUCUAAAAGAUGUAUUUACAAUCAAAAGAACCCUAAACUUUCUUUACCCUUUAUUUUGUUUAGCAUUCAUAUUAAUUUAUCUUCUAUUUUCCUAUUUUGACACUCUGGAGACUAUGCAAACUUUAAUAGAAAAUAUCGACGUCUACAAUUAGAGUAUUAAAUACUUGGAAUCCUUUUCCGUCAUGUGUCAGAGUAGUAUUAUCUAUGAGAACGGGGAUUACCUAUUAAAUAAAAACUAUUUAACAAAGUAGUUAUUAUAGGAGUAUUAUGAUUACAUUGAUUCAUCAUUAACCUAUCUAUAAGAAUCAAGUAAAUUUAAUCUCAAAUUAUUAGAUUUCAGAAGUACUCAAAGCAAUGAUUUAUUAAAGGAGAACAUUUGCAGCAUCCUGAGUGUAUAAAUCGAUAUUUCUAUUUGUGAAUAAGUACAUCAAGGAUUAUUGCAGAAUGGAAUUUUGGAGUCAGUUCAAUACUAUUUGGUGCAUUACAUGAACAAUUAUGUUUCCAAUUAUUCGAAUUUUAUCGAAUAUUCCACAUCAGAAGAUGCCAUUGCCAUUAGUUUUAUAAUCAAAGGAAUCAACAGUUAUGUGGAUUAAUUGAAAUUGGACUUAGAAAAUUUUAUUAAUGAUAAUUAAAGUAGCAGGUUGGAUUGGUUUAUUUUUGUAAUUUCAAUAGCCAUAGUUCUUUAAAUUACUUUAUGGCUAGUUUAAUCUUGGAAUCUAAAACAAAAAUUAAGAUCAUUAAAACAGUUUGUCUUUUUGUUGCCUAGAACUAGUUUAUAUAUGAAUGAUAGUUUUUUGAAGACACUUAACUAUGUGUAAAGACAUUAAAAUGAUGUAUGGUAAUGA
Paramecium tetraurelia is the source of this 5145-nucleotide messenger RNA. RefSeq lists its product as uncharacterized. NCBI's taxonomy places the organism in Eukaryota, Ciliophora, Oligohymenophorea, Peniculida, Parameciidae. The transcript is spliced from 5 exons. The record is from RefSeq and is a predicted model, not a curated record.